Molecule: messenger RNA, 749 nt
Organism: Octopus sinensis (East Asian common octopus)
Lineage: Eukaryota; Metazoa; Mollusca; Cephalopoda; Octopoda; Octopodidae
Product: nucleoredoxin-like protein 2
Exons: 3
Coding region: 171-623 (150 amino acids)
Biological process (GO): sensory perception; photoreceptor cell maintenance
Source: RefSeq, a predicted model, not a curated record
GUAGUAGUUGUUGUUGUUGGUGUUGUUUUUAUUAUUCAUGUUUUUGUUGUUGUUGUUGUUCUGACAUACCCUCUCACUUCUUUCACACCCCACCAAGCCAGUAUAAAAACUACCUGUCACUUGCCCGGAUCAACGCGUUUCAUUUUGAAAAAUUCCGUCGCCAAAGCGUGAUGGCUGACAUAUUCAGAGGACAUUCAGUUUUCCGAGGUGAAUCAAAGGUUGACGUAGAUUCCGCUUUGAAAAACAAGAUUGUUGGCAUAUAUUUCAGCGCCAGCUGGUGUCCUCCUUGUCGUCAGUUUACGUUAAGACUUAAGGAAAUCUAUGAAGAACUUGAAGGAGAUGAAUUUGAAGUGGUUUUUCUACCGUUUGACCAUAGCAAAGAAGAUGCAAUGACAUAUUAUAAAUGUAAUCAGGGAAACUGGUUAUAUAUGGAAUACGGCGAAUCUUUAAUUGACGAUCUGCGAAAGAAAUUCGAUGUAGCUGGAAUUCCUAAAUUAAUUAUACUAAACAAGAAAAGUGAAGUGAUUACAAAAAACGGGCGAGAAGACCUCCAGGAACACGAAGCAGCUGUUCUUAAGAAGUGGAAAGAAAACAAGGAAAUGAAACAAAUCAAAGGAAAAUAAAUUCACAGAUAUGAUUCUUGUUUACUGAAAAACAGACGAACUUUCAUAUAGAAUGUACUAUAUUACAAUUUUAUCUUUUUUUUAUGUGGAAUAAAAACAAAAGACAGAAAAAUUCACAAAAACUAG